Populus nigra (black poplar) is the source of this 4762-nucleotide messenger RNA. Its product is annotated as probably inactive leucine-rich repeat receptor-like protein kinase IMK2. Lineage: Eukaryota; Viridiplantae; Streptophyta; Magnoliopsida; Malpighiales; Salicaceae. Bases 2012 to 4483 code for a protein of 823 amino acids. Gene Ontology annotation, biological process: protein phosphorylation. The transcript is spliced from 2 exons. The record is from RefSeq and is a predicted model, not a curated record. Gene Ontology annotation, molecular function: protein binding; ATP binding; protein kinase activity.
UGCAUGAUCAAAUUUUCAAGACAUUGAUUUUGUCAUUGUUAGGAAGGAAGGGUCUGAGACCUUUUGAUGUAGUGAGGUUAUAACUUUUGUUCUUGCAACUGAUCAGUCAUAAAGGAAUUUGCAUCAAUGAAUUUGUUUGUCUUGACAGGACAGGAUAUCCUUCAACAGGUUUUCUUUUUGUUGCUUGCGUCUGAUUCAUGUGUUUUAGAAGUGUAUUCUGAUUUAGAUGUCCUUACGUAGAUUAGUUUGUGGGCAUGCUUGAUUUAUUGAUUGAGUUGGUCCUAAAUGCAAUGUCUAGAUCAGUAUGAUCUUGGCUAGCAUCAUGACUGUGCCAUUGGUGGUUAAUUUGAAUGGUGAUGAGGUUCCAAGCUCAGAGAAAUUAGGAGCAAUGCUGUUCUUGGAGAAUCUAUAUAGGAUUUUUUACUAGUCAUGGUAAUUAGUAAGUAAAUAGUAUGCAUACCUUUGAUAAUCUAAUGUGCUAUUCUUCUGUGUGCUUAGGCUAUAACGGAUUCAUAUUGUGUGAACCACCAAUUAUGAUUUUUGUCAAGCAGGGAUACGUUUUGUGGACUUCUUGCAUGAUGGUGUUUUGCUUAUUCCUUUUGCUUUAGCAGUAGUUUUCCUUUUGGGGCUAUACUCUCCAUACUGUGUGUAAUGAAGUUAUUGAGGUAAAUGGGCAUGAGAUUUCUAGCAACUCCACCCCAAGCUCAAUCGAGCAUGGUCUUGGUUGCAUGAGUUUGUUCUUGUCAUUGCGGUGUCUAUGCCUUGUGCUAAUGAUUUUUAAGCCAAAAUUUAACUCAGGUGCAUACAACCCCCUCUUUUAUGUCAUGCAAGAUGAUGUUCUGUCUUGAUCUUGAUCAUGACCUUUUCCUUACAAGUCAUCAUGUUCUUCGUUGCAGCUGAAUGUGUCAAUUUUGUUGGCCUCCAGAACCCUUUGUUCAUUUGAUUUCAUUUUAUAGCAUUACGGUAGGAUGCUUCUCACUUGACAUAUCUUCAUCAGGUUUUUGUGGUUCAGUUUACAGGUCUCAUGCAGCUGGAAAUCAGCAUGUUUGCAUGAUUGCUAUGUCUGCAAACAGGUUGUUGUUCGGAAGGGUUAUUAUCGUUGGUUUUGCACAUCUGCACUGUAAUUUAGGCCUAAUAAAUCUAUAGCUGGAUACUAUUUUUGCAUUGCUCUGUCUGCAAGUGAUGGACCCAAAUUUCCGCCCUCUGCCGUCACAUGGAGGAAGACGGUCAUGGUUCUAUUCUCAACAAUUGAAUUCGGGCCUUUUUCCCAUCUAAUUGGGCUUUUGUGGGGAGGCUUAAUUUUUUAAAUAAAUAUAAUAAUACUGCAUGAAUAAACUUAUGAGAGUGCACUGUGGUGGCCUGUAGCAGCGGAUUUAUUUAUUUUCUAAAGUUGAAAAAGGCAAAUGCAUUAUACUAAGAUCUCAAUGAACUAUUGUGGUCCAAAAGCAUCCAUGCAAUGCAAUCAAGAGGUUCAGAGUGAUGCCCAAGCUUUUUGGCGAUGACGAGAGCAGAUCAAUCUGUUGAGUGCAUAGAAAAGCUUGAAUUUAAUGAUUAGCCCCGUACGAAGAACAGAGAAAACUAGUCUCAUGAUGUGCCAAUAAUUAACACUACCACGUAUUGCCUGGAGUCUAGAUGCUAGUUUACUGUGGUGAAAUUGUAAUUUUGACCGAGACUGAAAGCAUGUGUGUUGUGUGGUUCCCUGACCAAGAAAUAUAGCCGUUGAAGGAGGGUCCCUGUUCAGGUUGAAGACUGGUUCAGCAGCUCAUGAACGUUCAGUAACAUAUUGUAUACAAGUAAAACUAGCCGUUGGAAGCAGAGAAGAAACUACACCCUCCCCCUCCUUUUGUCCCCCCCCCUAUCUCCUCUCUAACCUCCACUAUCACAUUGCUCCCUCACGGACCAAAUUUCUCCUCCUCGCUAUUCUCUCUUUCUUUCUUCAAGAGAGGAGAGUGCAGACACUCUUAGAAACUCUCUUCAUUUCUUUCAACGUUCUUGUUUCUUGAAGUUGUUCAUGGAAAAUACUUGUCAUUCCCGCGACAAGUGCUUUCUGUGUGCACACUUAUGCUUGUUUCUACUAGUUUUUUUGCCCCAGUUUGCUUCGAGCCAAAAAGGGGACGGUGUAGUUGUCACCCAAUCAGAUUAUCGAUCUCUUCGAGCUAUAAAGAAUGAACUGAUUGACUUCAAAGGGUUUCUACGCAGCUGGAAUGAUAGUGGAUAUGGAGCUUGCUCUGGUAGGUGGGUAGGAAUCAAAUGUGUCAAAGGACAGGUUAUUGCUAUCCAGCUUCCUUGGAAGGGACUAGGUGGCAGAAUCUCCGAGAAGAUUGGUCAGCUUCAAGCACUCAGAAAGAUUAGUUUACAUGACAAUGUUCUUGGUGGCACUGUCCCUUCUUCUCUUGGUUUUCUUCGCAAUCUUAGAGGGGUUUACCUCUUCAACAACCGGCUUUCAGGUUCUAUUCCUCCCUCACUUGGUAACUGUCCUGUUCUUCAGAGUCUUGAUGUAAGUCACAAUUCACUCAUUGGUACAAUUCCUCCAAGUCUUACAAAUUCUACUAAGUUAUAUAGACUUAAUUUGAGCUUUAAUUCGUUAAUGGGGUCGAUCCCAGUUGGUCUUACUCAAUCCCCUUCUCUCAUUUUCCUUGCUAUCCAACACAACAACCUCUCUGGGCCAAUCCCAGAUUCUUGGGGGAGUAAAGGGAACUAUUCUUCUCUCCUUCAGUUCUUGACCCUUGAUCAUAAUCGCAUUUCUGGAACUAUUCCUGUUAGUCUUAGCAAGUUGGCUUUACUUCAAGAGAUUUCUCUUAGUCACAAUCAGCUUUCUGGGGCCAUACCUUAUGAAAUGGGGAGUCUCUCAAGGCUCCAAAAGCUAGAUAUUUCAAACAAUGCUUUCAGUGGAAGCAUUCCAUUUAGCAUCUCCAAUUUAACCUCAUUAGUCUCUCUGAAUCUUGAGGGAAACCGUCUAGACAAUCAGAUCCCAGAAGGUUUUGAUAGAUUGCAUAACCUCUCAAUGCUAAACCUGAAAAACAAUCAGUUCAAAGGCCCUAUCCCAGCUUCUAUUGGAAACAUUUCUAGCAUCAACCAGCUUGAUUUAGCCCAAAAUAAUUUUAGUGGAGAAAUUCCAGCUUCUCUUGCUCGCCUAGCCAAUCUCACUUAUUUCAAUGUUUCUUACAACAACCUUUCUGGUUCUGUUCCCUCUUCUAUUGCUAAAAAGUUCAAUUCAAGCUCCUUUGUGGGAAACCUUCAGCUAUGUGGCUAUAGCAUUUCAACCCCAUGUCCUUCACCCCCUCCAGAAAUUCUUCCAGCUCCAACAAAAGGAUCACCGAAACAUCAUCACCGAAAACUUAGCACCAAAGACAUCAUCCUCAUAGCGGCUGGUAUCCUCUUAGUUGUGCUGCUGCUUCUCUGUUCCAUUCUGCUCUGUUGUUUGAUGAAGAAAAGGUCUGCUUCUAAAGAAAAGAGUGGCAAAACUACUACGCGGGGGCUCCCAGGGAAAGGUGAGAAAACAGGUGCUGUGGCAGGUCCUGAAGUUGAAUCUGGAGGUGAAAUGGGUGGGAAGUUAGUCCACUUUGAUGGCCCAUUUUUGUUUACAGCAGAUGACUUGUUGUGUGCAACUGCGGAGAUAAUGGGAAAGAGCACUUACGGAACAGCAUACAAGGCAACAUUAGAGGAUGGAAAUCAAGUUGCGGUGAAAAGGUUGAGGGAGAAGACUACAAAGGGGCAGAGGGAGUUUGAGACUGAGGCUGCUGCUCUUGGAAAGAUUAGGCACCCAAAUCUCUUAGCACUAAGGGCUUAUUAUUUAGGUCCCAAAGGAGAGAAGCUUCUUGUUUUUGACUACAUGCAUAAAGGGAGCCUUGCAUCCUACCUCCAUGCUCGUGGGCCUGAAACCACUGUCAAUUGGCCAACAAGGAUGAACAUAGCCAUUGGCGUUGCGCGUGGACUAAAUCACCUCCACAGCCAAGAGAACAUCAUUCAUGGGAAUCUCACAUCAAGCAACGUAUUACUGGACGAGCAAACUAAUGCACACAUUGCAGACUUUGGCCUCUCCAGGCUCAUGACUGCUGCUGCCAACACGAAUGUGAUUGCCACUGCUGGAACACUCGGCUAUCGCGCACCAGAGCUCUCAAAACUCAAGAACGCCAGCACGAAGACUGAUGUGUACAGCCUCGGGGUGAUCAUUUUAGAGCUUUUGACUGGGAAAUCACCAGGUGAACCAAUGAAUGGCAUGGAUUUGCCACAAUGGGUUGCAUCAAUAGUGAAGGAAGAGUGGACUAAUGAAGUCUUUGAUUUAGAGAUUAUGAGGGAUGCACAAACUAUAGGUGAUGAUGAGUUGCUUAACACUUUGAAAUUAGCUCUGCAUUGUGUUGAUCCCACACCAGCAGCUCGUCCUGAAGCCGAACAAGUUGUUCAGCAACUUGAGGAGAUUAAGCCAGAGCUAGCUGCUGCUGGUGCUGAUGAAGGAGCCGAAGUCCCACCAACAACUGAAUAAAGAGUAUCCUAUUCUUUUUGCGUGCAAGAAAUAAUGUUUUGUUACAGUUUAUUUGUGCUGCUUUACAAGGUGGUGCGCUCUAUGAUAGGGGAGGGGAGGGGGUAGUAAUCAAAUUCUUUAAUUCUUAUAUUCCUGUCUACUUUAUGUAUAUACAAGCCAGUGAGUUCUUUUGAAAAAUGUAAUCUUUUUUUAUUGGAAUAAUAAUGUAUUCUUUCAAUUCAUCAUUCUGUUAGUAAACAGAAAAAAAUCUUAAAUAAUCAAAAUUAUCAAAUUUCAUAA